AUGGCUGACCACGCGCCCACGCCAAGGAAGCAGUACGACCCUUACUCAAGCACCUACAACCCCGGGUGGAGAGAUCAUCCCAACCUCAGUUAUGGAGGGAAUAGGCAACCCAACUUUACGCCGAACAGGCAGUCUAAUUUCGUGCCAAAUAAACCACCGGGGUACCAGCAGCAAAACCAACCCCGACCGCCUCCGGCCCCAAGCUCUGGUUCAUCUUUGGAAGAGAUGAUGAAACAAAUGAUGACAAACAUGGCGCAAAAUCAGCAAAGGACGGAGGCAACCAUUAUGCAACAUCAGCAAAGGACGGACUCCGAAAUGCAGGAAAUAAGGAAUCAGAUAAGUCAAAUGGCCACAACAAUCAACCGCUUGGAUGCCCAAAAUCAAGGUAAAUUGCCAUCUCAAUCUGAGUUGAACCCGAAGAAUGUGAGCGCCAUGACCUUGAGGAGUGGCAAGGAAGUUCAAGGGCCUGAGCCUGUGAUCCCCAAGGACAAGAAUGAAGAGAAGAUCGAAAAUGAGCUUGAAAGGGAGGACAGCAAUAGUGCAGAUCUAAAGGUACUUCCUGACCCAGUAAUUACAGCUAAAACUAACCCGCCUCCUUUUCCUAGCAGGCGGUUGAGGGGAGAUGAACGGAUUAUUGUUGGGGAGAAUGUGUCAGCGGUCCUGCAGAGAAAGCUCCCACCAAAGUGCGGUGACCCAGGUCCAUUAAAAGAAACUGGAAUAAUCAUUCAAUUAGCUGACCGAACUAAUGCAUAUCCUGAUGAGUUGGUUGAAGAUGUGUUGGUAAAAGUUAAUGAUUUGGUGUUUCCAGCUAAUUUUUAUGUAUUUGAUAUGGAUGAUGAUCACUCCCCUGAUCCCUCACCUCUGUUAUUGGGUAGACCCUUUAUGAGCACAGCACAGACGAAAAUUGAUGUUAAUAAGGGUAUCUUGUCCAUGGAGUUUGAUGGGGAAAUUGUGCAUUUCAAUAUCUUUGAUAUUAUGAAAUAUCCCUCAAACUCCAACUUUAGCUCAAUUUUCUCUGUGAGUGCUAUUGAUCCUGUAGUGCAGGAAGUGUUUGAAACUGAUGGCAGGGAUGAGUUAGAGGUGGCUUUGACCAGGCACCUCGAGUUGGAGAGAACUCCUGAGGUGGAGUGGAGCGAGAAUCUAAAAUGCACAAUAGGUGCAUUACACUCAUUGCAGACCACCACGAAAAGGUAUGAAAUCUUACCUAUUUUUACUCCCGAGCCUCACCAGAGGGUAUUGCCAUUUGUGGUGCAGGCACCUGUACUGGAGUUGAAACCUCUACCAGAGCACCUGAAAUAUGCAUAUCUGGGUGAUAAUGAGACACUCCCGGUGAUUAUCUCAUCGGCACUGUCAAAAAUUCAGGAGGAGAAACUGAUCCGGGUCCUUAGAGAGCAUAAAAAGGCGAUAGGUUGGACAAUUGCAGACAUUAAAGGGAUCAGCCCGGCCAUCUGUAUGCACCGGAUUAGACUAGAAGAGGAUGCUAAACCUGUUCGGCAGGCCCAAAGGAGGCUCAACCCCCUCAUGAUGGAAAUUGUAAAGAAAGAAAUUUUAAAAUUGCUAGAUGUGGGGAUUAUUUUUGCAAUAUCAGAUAGCCCUUGGAUAACAAUUGCCUCAGAGGGUCCAGAGAAGACAACCUUCACGUGCCCGUUCGGGACCUUUGCUUAUAGACGAAUGCCAUUUGGGUUGUGCAAUGCACCUGCAACAUUCCAGAGGUGUAUGGAUUUUUCAAAAAUUGGAGCCCCGUUGUUCCAACUCCUACAAAAGGAUGUGACCUUCGAAUUCAAUGACAAAUGUGAGAAGGCCUUCGACAAGUUGAAAGAAUUGUUGACUUCACCCCCAAUCAUCCAGCCCCCUGACUGGAGUCUACCAUUUGAGAUUAUAUGCGAUGCCAGUGAUCAUGCCGUAGGGGCUGUAUUGGGGCAAAGAGUAGGGAAGGCAGCUCACGUCAUCUACUAUGCAUCCCGAGCAUUGAAUGGAGCCCAGUUGAAUUACUCCACCACUGAGAAGGAACUUCUUGCAGUUAUUUUUGCUCUAGAAAAAUUCAGGUCAUAUCUGUUAGGUGCUAAAGUGAUUGUAUUUUCUGAUCAUACAGCAUUAAGGUACCUAAUGACCAAGAAAGAUGCAAAGCCGAGGCUCAUCAGGUGGAUAUUGCUACUACAGGAAUUUGACCUGGAAAUAAGGGAUAAAAGGGGCUCAGAGAAUUUAGUAGCUGACCAUCUGAGUCGUAUACCCGUUGGAGAGGAUAAUGAACCAUUGAGGGAUGCAUUCCCUGAAGAGCACUUAUUUUCUAUAAAUUCUCAGUUGCCUUGGUAUGCCGAUCUGGUCAAUUAUUUGGUAACUGGUAAUUUUCCUGCAGGUUGGCCAAAAUCGAAGAGAGAUAAAUUGAAGAGCGACGCCAAGUAUUUUAUCUGGGACGACCCGUAUCUAUGGAAGAGGUGUGCAGAUCAAGUGAUGCGGAGAUGUGUAAGUGAGAUGGAAUUUCAAUCGAUUUUAGCUUUUUGUCAUACUUUUGCCUAUGGAGGUCAUUUUGGACCCAAGAGAACUGCUCAUAAGGUUUUAGAAAGUGGAUUUUAUUGGCCAUCAUUGUUUAAUGAUGCCUAUGUGUUUUGUAAGUCAUGUGAUCGCUGUCAAAGGGUAGGUAAUAUAGCCCGUAGAGAUCAAAUGCCCCAAGUCCAGUUGAUUUUUGUUGAAAUUUUUGAUGUCUGGGGUAUAGAUUUCAUGGGGCCUUUUCCUACUUCCUUUGGUUUUAUAUAUAUUUUGUUGGCAGUUGAUUAUGUGUCUAAAUGGGUGGAGGUCAAGGCCACUCGGACUAAUGACUCGAAAGUAGUUGCAGAUUUUAUUAGGUCUAAUAUUUUUGUGCGAUUUGGAAUGCCAAGAGCUAUUGUCAGUGAUAGGGGAACGCACUUUUGCAACAAAACCAUAGUUUCGUUGUUUCGCAAGUAUGGUGUACUCCACAGGGUUUCAACGUCAUACCACUCUCAAACCAAUGGUCAAGCGGAGGUGUCGAAUCGGGAGAUUAAGUCUAUUUUAGAGAAAAUGGUGCGUCCUGAUAGGAAAGACUGCCAAAGGUUGGAGUACGCACUCUGGGCCUAUCGGACGGUGUACAAGACUCCUAUAGGGAUGUCACCGUACAGGGUGGUAUUUGGGAAGCCGUGUCACCUUCCAAUAGAGUUCGAGCACAAGGCUUUUUGGGCGAUAAAGCAAUGCAAUAUGAAUUUAGAGGAGGCCGGUGCUCAACGAAAGUUGGAUUUGCAAGAAUUGGAGGAGAUCCGGAACGAAGCAUACGAAAACGCUUUAAUUUAUAAGGAGAAAAGCCGGACAUUUCAUGAUCAACAAAUUUCUAGAAAAACCUUUGAGGUUGGUCAGAAGGUCCUCUUGUACCAAUCCAGGCUCAAGCUAUUCCCAGUUGAAAUCCAGAGUGCUAAGAUAGACAACAAAUUUGUGGUGAAUGGACACCAUCUCAAAUAUUAUUACGAAGGAUUUUCAGGUAGAGAUGUGGAGACAAUAAGGCUUGACGCACCACCAUGUCCUAAUCAGUGA
Messenger RNA from Coffea arabica (coffee), 3540 nucleotides. The record is from RefSeq and is a predicted model, not a curated record. NCBI's taxonomy places the organism in Eukaryota, Viridiplantae, Streptophyta, Magnoliopsida, Gentianales, Rubiaceae.